AUGCGCAGGUACUGGCGGGCCCAGGACCCCGCGGGCGAAGGGCGUCUCGAGCGCCUGAGCGACGCGGUGAGGUUUGCGCUUCUGUGGAAGUACGGCGGUGCCUACGCUGACCUGGACGUCAUCUUCAGGAAGCCCCUGACCAAGCUGCGCAACUGCGUCGGCGAGCGCGGGCCCGAGGGACGCGACCCGCCCGUCGUCAGCGGAUCCCUGCUCAUCUUCGAGAGGGGUCACCCACUCAUGGAGCUUUGCAUGGAGGAAAUGGCACGGCAGUACCACGACUCCCGACACCUGGUGCACUCGGUCUCCGACGCCAUAGUGCGGACCCUGCGUGACCACUACGUCUGUGAACGUCACGGCUCCGUGGAGUUCGCACCGGCGCGCGAACUGCGCUGCGCCGACGGCCGCUCCCGGGUCACUGUUCUGCCGCGCGAGGCCUUCUUCGACGCGCAUAACCGGACGCGCCACGGUGCGGCCGCCGACGCCAUCCGGGACUUCAACUCGAGUGCAGCCGCGAGUAGCUAUGUAGUGAAUGUGCGACGCCACCCUUCGAUCGCUGACUGUGCCAGCGCUGGCUCUGCGCUGGAAGAUGAAGCUAGGCGCCACUGCCCUCGCAUCUGUCGCCUGGCAAAGAAGAGCGCUCUCGUGCCAUGA
Dermacentor silvarum is the source of this 651-nucleotide messenger RNA. RefSeq names its product lactosylceramide 4-alpha-galactosyltransferase. The coding region runs from base 1 to 651 and encodes 216 amino acids. The record is from RefSeq and is a predicted model, not a curated record. Gene Ontology annotation, biological process: glycosphingolipid biosynthetic process. Gene Ontology annotation, molecular function: hexosyltransferase activity. The transcript has 2 exons. Lineage: Eukaryota; Metazoa; Arthropoda; Arachnida; Ixodida; Ixodidae.